AUGUGUCGCAUGGACACAAAUUUGUCUGUGUGUAUAAAAUAUGUGUUACGUCUGUCUGCACGUAUUUGCGGAGGCGGGCGUUUAGGACGACACUUCGGUCACGUGUCUGGUCGGUCAGAGACAAGCGCGCAGUUAACCAUCAUAAAGAGUUCGUCGCCCGACUCCCCAGAGCGGAAGUCGCUGGACAUGUUCAUUUUUUUAUUUUUUAUUAGUAGUCGUAUUGUUGUUGCUGUUGUUUUAUGUCACGUUCUUAUUUCUAAACAGUCCAUAUCUAUCUAUCUAUCUAUCUAUCUAUCUAUCUAUCUAUCUAUCUAUCUAUCUCAUCCCAUUCAUAUCUAUCUAUCUAUCUAUCUAUCUAUCUAUCUAUCUAUCCCAUCCCAUUCCCUUGAUUAUCUAUCUAUCUAUCUAUCUAUCUAUCUAUCUAUCUAUCUCAUUCUCCUAUCUGUCUAUCAUAUUCUCUUUAUUAUCUAUCUCAUUCUCUUGAAUAUCUAUCUAUCUAUCUAUCUAUCCAACUUUCUCAUUCUCUUAAUUAUCUAUCUACCUCUGAUUCUGCUUUUCUAUCUAUCAUUAUACACACGCACACACACAUACACACACACACGCACAAACAUUAAAGAUGACCAGAAAGAAAAGACACAAAUCGAAUUGCUUUUCUCUCUGUCGAAUUUCCUUCUCCGUACCUAUCUAUUAACCUCUAACCUAUUUUCCUUUUCUAUCAACCACUGUAUCUAUCACACUUCUAAUUCUAUCUAUCUAUCUAUCUAUCUAUCUAUCUAUCUAUCUAUCUAUCUAUCUAUCUAUCUAUCUAUCUAA
Molecule: messenger RNA, 813 nt
Organism: Acanthosepion pharaonis
Lineage: Eukaryota; Metazoa; Mollusca; Cephalopoda; Sepiida; Sepiidae
Source: the annotation of a GenBank genome assembly